This is a messenger RNA of Nelumbo nucifera (sacred lotus), 1405 nucleotides long. It is a transcript of the gene PSF1, whose product is annotated as partner of SLD five 1. The record is from RefSeq and is a predicted model, not a curated record. Gene Ontology annotation, biological process: DNA replication; DNA strand elongation involved in mitotic DNA replication. Gene Ontology annotation, cellular component: GINS complex. Lineage: Eukaryota; Viridiplantae; Streptophyta; Magnoliopsida; Proteales; Nelumbonaceae.
GUAUUACAGAUUUACAGGUGAAAACGAUGCCGGUAUUCCUCCAGAAAACACCUCACUGGAGGCUGAGGUAUACAGAAUAGAAACCGGCCAAAAAUUUUCGAGGGAAAAGAAAGCGGGUGGGUUUGAAAGUUAUACGUUAUACACUUAUACCCUAUUUCGUAACGAAUAAAAAAGAAACCGAAAAUUCCCGCCCGUCAUCCACACCACACACCAAGCGAGAUCUCAAGUUGCAACGCUGACGUUCACAUCCCACCUCUCCAAAUCUUGGAUCGUUGCUCUGUCUCUGCGAUUGCUGCCGUUUGAGACGAUAGUUGGAAGCUCUUAUCCUUCAUCGCGCCUCUCUACCUCCGCGUCUCCGACCCACAUGCCGCCGGCGGACAGCGGAAGUCAGAGGCAUUGCUGAUUGCUGCAAUUAAGAAGGUUAACCUUUUGAAUAAAGGAUGUAUGGAAAGGGGGCAUCUCAACUGUUGAAAGAACUCUCCUCCAGUGAACCUGGGCAACUCAAGAAUUUUAAUACUGAUAUAUUUGAAGAAGUGAUCAAAGAAUGUAUUACACAUCACCUUGCGCUUCAAUCAUUGAUGAGAAAAAUCCAGGAAGAAGGAUUGGACAUUCAGACAACAAGAAAUGCUGACCACUUUGGUGCUGUUAUACACCACCUUUCUUUAAUGCGCAAUAAGCGUUGCCUCAUGGCCUAUGUAUAUCACCGUGCAGAAAUCAUCCAGAGCCUGAGGUGGAAGGUGGGACCUGUGCUCCCAGAAGAAAUUCAGGAAAAACUCAAAUAUUCUGAGGAAGAGUAUUUCAGGAAUCACUCAGCAGCUCUGAUGGAAUAUAUUUCUGAGCUAGAUCUUGAUUUGACUGUGGAUAUGGUACCGCCAAAAGAUCCUUACAUCCAAGUCAGGGUCCUUGAUGAUAUUGGAUUUGCCCUGGUUGGUGAUCAGUCACUCAAUCUCACUCUCCACUCAAUGCACUUUCUUAAGCGAACAGAUGCAGAACAGUACAUCUCACAGGGCUUGAUGGAGGAUCUCUCGGGAUCGUAAACCUGAGCGAUUAGUUCAGAACUUCAAAAUUUGGAGCCAGGGUUGGCUGAGACCUGCUUUAGUACCUGGUAAUCUGGUAUGGUAACUUGGGAGCAACUGGGCGAAACAUGGGCGCCAAGUCUUUGCCAGUCUUUGCCACGAUUUGACUGGUCGGCAACGAUUGUUGCAGGAUCCACGGCUCAAAUUCUCGAAUGCUUCGUAGCCUUGUUUUGUGGUUACAUAUUUGAAAGAAAAGAAUCUGCCUCUUAUCUAAUCGAAUAGUGUUAUUUUCAUUUGGCAAGGUCCUAAUUGAAAUUAGGGAAGCAACAAUUUAUAUCUAAAUCUAAAAUUAUACUUGCUGGGACUUGAUUGUCCAUGGACGUUCUCUA